This is a messenger RNA of Octopus bimaculoides (California two-spot octopus), 1974 nucleotides long. RefSeq lists its product as uncharacterized. The record is from RefSeq and is a predicted model, not a curated record. Gene Ontology annotation, biological process: regulation of gene expression. NCBI's taxonomy places the organism in Eukaryota, Metazoa, Mollusca, Cephalopoda, Octopoda, Octopodidae. Gene Ontology annotation, cellular component: nucleus.
AUGGCUAAAUAUAUUAGAAGAUACACGUAUGUUGAUGUCAUUGCGAGAGAUUAAUAUAAAACCUUUAAAAAUAUAUUUUCUUUGGUAGUAUAAAGAAAAAAUACAGCACAUUGAUUCACUGUUUACAUCUGAAAACGGUUAGUUGAUAUAGAUUUGUUUUAAAUCUGUAAUAACGCGUGUAAAUAAUAGAAUUGUAAACCCUUGUUGUUUACAAUUCUAUGAUUACACACAAGUGAAAACACAACACUGAAGAAAAGAUAUUGGUUAUCUGGUAAGAAACAUGGUGAUAAAAAUGAUUUCACUGAAGAGGAACAAUGUAUUCGUUUACUUUGGAAGACUAAAAUUAACUUCAUCAAGCUGAUACUAACCUGUAUUUACAACUCUUAGUUGAAUGGAUGCAAAAUAUUUCCUAUUUAUAAUGUUCCAUCCGCCUUAUGUGUUAAUAUUUGCAUAUCCAGAUGUAUCUUGAUAUUUGGAACUUCUUUAAUUACUGGUUAUUAAUUAUAACAUUGUAUCCAAAUAAAUCUACCAUUUAAAAGUGUUCCUAAACGUCUGAGAUAUAAACUGUCUUUGAUAAAGACCACCAUAUAGAAAAAAUGUAGUCAUAGAAAUAUUUUUGUUACAAACUACAAAGAAAACAGAAAAAGUUACAAGAUAUCAUUUUAUAUUUUUAAGUUAAAAGAGAAAAUUAUGGUUUUCAGUGAAUCACAGAUUAAAAUUAUUGAUCUGACUGAUCAGAUGGAAGACGAUGCAGAAGAGAAAUCACACAGGUGUGAUAUCUGUGAGGAAUUAUUCACAACAAGAAAUAAUUUAAUUCAACAUAAAUUAAUUCACUCAGUAUCCAAACUGUAUCACUGUCAUGUUUGUAGUAAAACAUUCACUAAUAGUAGUUUCUUAUCUCAACAUAAACGCAUUCACACAGGAGACAAACCAUACCACUGUAAUAUGUGUGAUAAAACAUUCUCUCAAAAUAGUAAUUUAUCUACCCACAAACGUAUUCACAUAGGAGAGAAACCAUAUCACUGUGACAUCUGUGGGAAAACAUUCUCUCAGAGUGGUGGCUUGUCUUACCAUAAGCGUAUUCAUACAGGAGAAAAACCUUACCACUGUGAUAUCUGUGGUAAAACAUUCUCCUACAGUGGUGGCUUGUCCUCUCAUAAACGUAUUCACACAGGGGAGAAACCAUAUCACUGUGAUAUCUGUGGGAAAACAUUUUCUCAUAGUAGUGGUUUGUCUUACCAUAAGCUUGUCCAUUCAGGUGAAAAACUAUACCAUUGCGAUAUCUGUAGUAAAACAUUCUCAAAUAGAUAUAAUUUAUCUCUUCACAAACAUAUCCACACGGGAGAGAAACCAUACCACUGUAACAUUUGUGGUAAAUCAUUCUCUCAAAAUAGUAAUUUGUCUACUCACAAACAUAUCCACACAGGUGAGAAACCAUACCACUGUGAUAUUUGUGGGAAAACAUUCUUUCAAAAUAAUAAUUUAUCUAGGCACAAACGUAUUCACACAGGAGAGAAAUCAUACCACUGCAAUAUCUGUGGUAAAAGAUUCUCUCAAAUAAAUACCUCAACUACCCACAAAUGCAUUCAUACUGGUGAGAAACCAUACUACCAUAAUGAGAGUUUUUCAAUAUGAUUUGAUAAUGUAUAAUAUUUAAAUUAAAAUGUAAUGUGAACUGGUGACAUUUUAAUAUUGAAUAACUGAUAAGGCGGUGAGCUGGCAGAAACGUUAGCAUGCCGGGCGAAAUGCUUAGCGGUAUUUUGUCUGUCUUUAUGUUCUGAGUUCAAAUUCUGCUGAGGUUGACUUUACCAUUCAUCCUUUUGGGGUUGAUAAGUUAAGUACCAGUUGCAUACUGGAAUCAGUCUAAUUGACUGGCCCCCUCCCCAACAAUUUCGGGCCUUGUGCAUAGAGUAGAAAAGAAUAUUGAACAACUGAUGGCUGAAAUAAAUGAUCAAGGAAACCUAUUUAGAAUUA